Tuber aestivum (summer truffle) is the source of this 525-nucleotide messenger RNA. The record is from the annotation of a GenBank genome assembly. Lineage: Eukaryota; Fungi; Ascomycota; Pezizomycetes; Pezizales; Tuberaceae.
AUGAUUUUUAUUCGUGCCCUAUGGGCGGCUUUUUGGGUCUCCUCACUGGCGCUGGCGCAGACAAAUAAGACCAUUCAGAGGUUGGGCGCGAAGACGGUCGAACCUGACAUCAAUAAACAAACGGGGGAUUGGAAGCCGGAUUCCCGAUGCCGCCUCCUGGCACAUGAAAGUUUGACUCCUUAUUCUGAUCACUGAGGGACCGCUUCUCAUUUGAAAUGUGAAGGCAUUGUUGUCAAUUCUCAGGGAAAAGACCUGCUCAUCUUUGAUGGAGGCCUCGCAAAAUUUAGGCACAAUUGGAACGGCGAAAACAUUGAAGUUCUUGAACUCAGUGAGUUUCAUUUUUCCCCAGUUCUGACUUCACAGUCGCUCACACAGAUCGAGAUCCCCGAACUGUUCUCAUCGACCUCAGCAAAUCCUUCUCCUCUCGGGAUUUCAUUCCAAUCUCCCAACCAAAGAAACCAUCGGGGGUUCCAGUGGUCAACCGCUUCGGCCUCUGGAAAGGAUCAAAUCAGGAUUGGGUUGUGA